This is a messenger RNA of Meloidogyne enterolobii, 270 nucleotides long. NCBI's taxonomy places the organism in Eukaryota, Metazoa, Nematoda, Chromadorea, Rhabditida, Meloidogynidae. The record is from the annotation of a GenBank genome assembly.
GGCCAACAGGGAACAUCUCAACACUUACACCAACAAGAUUAUGACUCCAAAAAAACAAAAUUGUCAACACAAAAAUCUGUUGAAACACCGUCAAAAAGAAAAUUAAUGUCUCGACGACAAUCAAAUAAAGAAAAUAAUAAUAUUGUAGCUAUGGAGAAUAAUUACAACAACAAUAAUGUUGGCAGGUGGAAACGUUCAAAUAGUGGUGGUGGUGGAGGGGAAAAGCCACCAAAAGUGACGACAAUGGAGAGAAUUGUAAAUAAUUUUUAA